This is a messenger RNA of Scedosporium apiospermum, 1470 nucleotides long. RefSeq lists its product as uncharacterized. Lineage: Eukaryota; Fungi; Ascomycota; Sordariomycetes; Microascales; Microascaceae. The transcript is spliced from 3 exons. The record is from RefSeq and is a predicted model, not a curated record. Bases 1 to 1470 code for a protein of 489 amino acids.
AUGGCUUCCUUUCGUCUUUCCUCAACUCUUUUCCUUUCCUUUCUCUUCCUCUUCUUCUCUCUCCGCCCCGUUCUCAGUCUUGAGGUGACACCAGGAUCGUCAUGCGCCUCCCUCUGCAUGGACGAGGAAAAUGGAGAUCCCUUCUCGCCUGAUUCGUCCAGAAUCAAGUACAAGGCCUGCCUAGAAUGUCUGCAGAAGAGUCAAAAGACCAACGGCACCGAAAGCGAUAUCUUCUGGCUUAUUCACAACCUCAGAUACGCUCUUGGCACGUGUCUCUACGGUUUCGAGGACCAGAGCAAGGUGAUCAGCUCACCUUGUGUUAUCAACUGGGCUUGUGAGCCUCUCAAGGAUGCAAUUCUUGAUGGACAACUCGAUCCUAAAUCCGAUACUUUCGGAUACUGCACUGCCUCGAACAGCGCAUUCUUUGGCAAGACCUUGAAAUCCUGUGUCGCCUGCCUCAAGUCGAGCGAUGACGAGACCUACUUGGGUAACUUCAUGGUCGCGUUACAAGUAGGCUGCACCCAGAAGCCGGCUGCCGGAGCCAUUCUGGGAAUCAGCGGAUCUCCGUUCACUCGUGCCGCGCUUGAAGUGACGGAUGGCAAGAGCGAUGAGAACGAGGACCCCGGUGCCUCGCCCAACAGCCUCACCACCGGUACCAUCGUCGGUAUCGCCGUUGGUGUUGCGCUAUUUGUGUUCGGAGGGCUCGCCCUCUGGUUCGUGUAUCGUAGGAAGAAGCGAAGUACGUUGAAGGACCAGGACCAGAAUGGAGGGGCAGAAGACCCUAACUCGCGGAGUAGCUCGCGAACUAUGAUCUCCCACGCCCAGCCAUGGGCCGCUCCCGACCACAAGAAGUCGAGUUCCGUGUCGUCGAGCCGAGCCUCUAACUACGCCGAUCCUUACGCCGAAAAGGAUGAGGGUGCCAGAAAUAAGCGAACGAUAAACAACAACCACCACACUCAGCAGUACUCUCAGUACUCCCACAACUAUAAUCACAGCCGGUCGUUUAGUGGCCACAGUUCUUCAAUCCCGACGCAUCCCGCCUAUAAUCCCAUGUCCCGCGAUGGACGCUCCUCCGCCACCCCUUCCCCGCAACCGAAUCGAAACCACCCCGGUGCCUAUAAUCUUAAUACCUCCUCGAACCACCCCCUCCGAAACCAAGUUCAGAACUUUUCACGAACGCACUCACGAGAACCGUCGGCCGACUCCAGGGCCUCGACCCCCCAACCGACUCACCCAACCGAACAAGCCGCUGCUACCCUUCCCGAAGGCUUUACCAUGCCUCCCCCACCCCCUCGCGCCGCACAGGUGCCUUCCAUAGCAAUUCCAUCUCUGGGACGCGCUCGCGGUCCUAAGAAGUAUACCCCUCCUACCCUGACUCUCGAGCCUGCCACCCCUGACGAGGCGUCAUCAUCCUCGCAGCCAAGGUAUCUCAAGGUGGACGCAUCUCUUGAUACGAGAGACGCAGCCUAA